Diprion similis is the source of this 1424-nucleotide messenger RNA. Its product is annotated as glycolipid transfer protein. Bases 382 to 1038 code for a protein of 218 amino acids. The record is from RefSeq and is a predicted model, not a curated record. The transcript is spliced from 6 exons. Lineage: Eukaryota; Metazoa; Arthropoda; Insecta; Hymenoptera; Diprionidae. Gene Ontology annotation, cellular component: cytosol; cytoplasm; membrane. Gene Ontology annotation, molecular function: ceramide 1-phosphate binding; ceramide 1-phosphate transfer activity. Gene Ontology annotation, biological process: intermembrane lipid transfer; ceramide transport.
AUAAAUUCUUCGUAGAUUCGUUAUCCGUGUCCGAUCGAGUCGCGCUCGAUACUAGUGCGAGCCGUCUACCUAAAAUACACACAACAGAGCAUGUUUACUUUGACUCAUUAGCUAUAGUCGUGCCUUAGAUAAGAUAAGAAUAUAACGACCGGACACUUGUUGCUAUACUAACUAGAUCUCAAAAUAUACGUGUGACAAUUUGUCGACAUCAAAUCUAGUCCAGUGUCAGCAUCCUUCUAGUAUACAUAUACAGUCUUGCCGAACGGUUUGCUACUUCAUUGUAAAUCGUCGUUGUAAGAAUUUUUUGUGUUUAAUUCUGUUUAAUUGUUUGUGUAAAAAAAGAUUCUCUACCUGUCAGCCCAGGACGAGGUAUACACAAAUAUGUCUUCAUCAAACGCCGGGGUUCAACAACACGCCAUUGACGCCACAGCCGAUGAUAAUUUCGUUAAAUUCCCUCCCGUUAUCGACGGCAAAAUAAACACCGCAGAGUUUUUAGAUGCUGCGAGGGGCGUUGUGCGGAUGGUCGAUAAAUUUGGAAAGCUCUUUGCACCGGUUAAAUAUGACAUGCAGGGAAACAUUGAUAAAUUGAACGCAAAGUAUGUGGCUGACAAAGAGAAACACUCGACGUUGCAUGACAUGAUCUUAUUGGAAAAAAUUUCAGGGAAAACCUUAAUCGCCACAGAUGCUCUCCUCUGGCUGCGAAGAGGCCUCCACAUGAUCCAGUUGUUCUUUGAAAAGAUUAUUGAGGACCACAAAACUGGAAAAGCUAGCGAUGAUCUGGUUGCUUUUCUGAAAAAAGCUUACAAGGAAGCCCUGGAACCAUAUCACGGAUGGAUGGCACAGCAGCUGUUCGGACUCUUAUCAAGGACGGUACCGACACGAUCCCAACUGCUGCACGCCCUUGCUAAUGAGCAAAGGAAUAAAGAUGACUUGAUAAUACAGGAGCUAGACGUGUUUUUGGUCAUCCUAAAGGAAAAUUUGCAAAAUCUACUCGCGUUUUACAUAGAGCACAACCUGGAAAAUGAUGCGAAAGUAUAACAAACAGUUACUUGAGCAAAUUUUAUAGCUACUUUGAAAAGCAUCUUAAUUUUUUCUUUGUGAAUUCCAAGUUUGAUUUAACCAUGUCUCAUUGAUAACAUAUUAUUAUCCAGAUAUUCGAAAAUACUUUUCAAAAUUGAUCUAUUUCGGAAUUUUAUCAGGAGCUUUGAAUAUAGGUUCAGAAGCAAACUGGUGAUAUGAGGUCUUGAAACUUGACCUACAAGUUUUUCAAUGUGCAGCUUUUACAUUUUAGUACAAAUAUAUUUUUACAACGAAUACUUGAAAUGUGUUCAACACCAGUUGUGUUUGCUGCAAAAGUAAGCAUCAAAUGACUGGCUGCUUUUCCACAGAUUAAAUUAUAUAUUCACAGCAUUGUGAUGGUCGCC